UAUAUCAAACUUUGAAUUCUACAACUGUUGCUGUUCAGUUUGACCUGAAACGCCGAAGAUGAUUAUGAACGGAGUGUGCAGUCUCCGCUCGUGCCUCCGUCUCCCGGAGCAUCAAAUAUUUCGUGCAGCCCCACUCUCCUACCAUUUCCGGCGCCGGUUUCUCGUCACCGCAUCAUUAUCGGAGAAAAAUAAAGAGAAGGUGAUAGUUAUUUCUGGACCCACCGGUUCCGGCAAAAGCCGUCUCGCAUUGGAACUUGCAAAGCGCCUCAAUGGAGAAAUCGUCAGUGCCGAUUCCGUUCAGGUGUAUCGGGGUCUUGAUGUUGGAUCUGCAAAGCCUUCCUUAAUAGAUAGAAAGGAAGUGCCGCAUCAUCUGGUUGACAUACUUCACCCAUCUGAAGAUUAUUCUGUUGGGCAGUUUUUUGAGGAUGCAAGGCAAGCGACAAGAUCUAUUCUUGACAAUGGCCGCGUUCCUAUAGUUGUUGGGGGCACUGGACUGUAUUUAAGAUGGUUCAUAUAUGGAAAGCCAGAUGUGCCUAAAUCCUCUACAGAGAUAACAUCUCAAGUAAGUAUAGAGUUAGCUGAAUUACAGAGAAAUGACGACUGGGAUGCUGCUGUUCAGUUGGUGGUAAAAGCAGGUGAUCCAAAGGUCCAACAUAUAGCAGUGAAUAAUUGGUACAAAUUACAGCGUAGUCUAGAGAUUAUUAAGUCUAGUGGAUCACCUCCUUCUGCUUUUCGGGUACCAUAUGAUUCUUUCAGGAAACAGGGUGAUUCUAGAGUUGCUGAUGGAUCUGAUUCAUCUGAUACAAACACUAAUUAUGAUGCAACGAAAGAAUCUGAUACAGCAAAAUUAGACUACGAUUUCAUGUGUUUUUUCCUUUCAAGUGACAGAGUUGACCUCUACAAAUCACUCGAUUAUCGGUGUGAAGAUAUGUUAUUAGGAGGGGAUAGCAUUUUGUCUGAGGCUCAAUGGCUUCUUGAUACCGGUCUUCAACCUAACUCCAACUCUGCAACAAGAGCAAUUGGCUACAGACAAGCCACGGAGUACUUACUAGGAUGCAGAGAACAAGGGGGUGAGAGUUCAGCCAGAGAAUUUUACAGAUUUUUGUCUGAAUUUCAAACAGCAUCACGGAAUUUCGCAAAAAGGCAGUUGACUUGGUUUCGAAAUGAGCGUAUAUACCAUUGGCUUGAUGCCUCUAAACCUCUGGAAACCGUUCUCAACUUCAUUCAUGAUGCAUACCAUGAUCAGAAUGGAAGUCUUUUUGUGCCUGAACACCUUAGAAUGUCAAGAGAUAUUUCUAAUACCCGAAUAGCUGGUAAACUAAAGACUUACUGCACGAAAAAUAAGCAUUUUGUGACCGGGGAAGAUUGUUAUCCUAUUUUAGAAUGGAUAAAGAAGACCCAAAAGUGAGGGAUAGAGAUUUUAUUUUACAUUCCCUUGAUCUGGCCGUAUAUUUGUAAUGAUAGAGGAUCAUGAUCAACUUUGCAGGUUAUAUAGAAAGUUUUGUUUUUGUUUUCCUUGCUUGUUAACCAAGUGUUCUCAAUUUUUAUGUAACUUAUUAAUUGGUAGAGUGACAACUGAAUUUAUAAGUUAAUUUACCUCCCUCCUUUUACACAAACCAGGUUCCUUGAUUUCUUCAUUAUGUUCGUUGAAUUCUAAAACAUUUGUUGUACUCAAUCAAUAUUAGGAAUUUAAUUUUAUAUUUAUUGGUUUUUGCUUUACCUUCCCACCUUAUCAGUAUAUUCUUGCUUCCCCUAUAACUUCCAAGGGUAGCUCCAGCACUACUAUGGCAUUGUUGAAAAAUGGUUUGAACUUCAAUACAUGGAACACAAUAAGAGGCAGUUCCAAUUGGAAGGGCACAUCACCAAUUGCCUUUACAAGUUUGUAAGGGCCAUAAUAGCAUUUUGAUAUCUUGUGAAUUCUACACCCUUCAACCGAUAUCUACCAGGUAAGGUCGUAGCUUCACAAAAACCAAGUCACCUACCGCACACUUGUGUCGAACACACUUAUUGUUUGCAUUUUCAUUCAUGAUUGCUUGUGCUUUUGGCAACUUAUUCUUCAAUUCGUGCAACACUACGAUUCGAUUUACGAGAGUGGUAUCCAUAGCAAUCAUGUUGUCCUAGCUAAAUUCUGUAGAAAGCGGGGCGUCCUACCAUAAACCACCUGAAAUGGUGAAACCCUAGUCAAGGAGUGUGUUGCUGUAUUGUAGAGCCACUUUGCUCAAUGGAGAUUAGGGCUGUUAAAAAAAAACUGCGAACCGAACUGAACCGCCAAACUGAACUGAAC
This is a messenger RNA of Vicia villosa (hairy vetch), 2284 nucleotides long. RefSeq names its product tRNA dimethylallyltransferase 9. Gene Ontology annotation, biological process: cytokinin biosynthetic process; tRNA modification. The record is from RefSeq and is a predicted model, not a curated record. The coding region runs from base 59 to 1408 and encodes 449 amino acids. Gene Ontology annotation, molecular function: tRNA dimethylallyltransferase activity. The transcript has 11 exons. NCBI's taxonomy places the organism in Eukaryota, Viridiplantae, Streptophyta, Magnoliopsida, Fabales, Fabaceae.